CUUAGUCUGUUACACAACUGCUUCUUGCUACAUUCUGCCCAGCGCUUCUUUGCCGGCAUAUACUCCGAUAUAUUUUCAUAUUUUAUUUUUUAAACAAAAAAAGAAACGACACAAUGAGUGGCGAUCAUGGACAUAAGGACUCCAAGGUAAUUGAUUCCGGAUCCCGGGUUAACGAAUCUCACAAACACAAAGACAAGCAUAAGGACAAAGAACACAGGCAUAAAGACCACAAAAAAGACCGGGAACGGGAGAAAUCCAAAUACAGUAACAGUGAACACAAGGAAUUCUCAGAAAAGAAACACAGAGACAAAGACAAAGUGAAGCACAAAGAUGGCAGCUUGGAGAGACACAAGGAAAAGCACAAGGAGAAGAGGAAAGAGGAGAAGAUCAAAUCAUUCAGUUUUGAUGAAAAACCGAAGAAAGAGAAAGAAAAUGGAUUUGCCAGCCCUCCCCGUAUAAAAACUGAAACAGAUGGUGAUAGCUUCUACUAUUCUCCCAAAUACGAGAAGUCACUAAAACGGGAACAUGAUGACGACGACAUUGAAUUUAAGCCUAAAAAAAUUAAGGUGGAGAAUGAGAAGAAGGCAAAAAAGAGGAAACAAGAAGAGGAAGACAUAGAGCCAAAGAAGAAGACAAAGGACAAGAAAACAGAUGAAACUGAUGGCAAGAAGAAGGCUAAGAAAGAGCCAGAGGAAAAGUGGAAAUGGUGGGAAGAGGAGCGGUACACUGAUGGCUCAAAAUGGAAGUUUCUAGAACACAAAGGUCCUGUCUUUGCCCCUCCCUAUGAACCACUUCCCAGCAAUGUCAAGUUUUAUUAUGAUGGGAAGCACAUGAAGCUUAGCCCCCAGGCCGAGGAAGUGGCCACAUUCUUUGCCAAAAUGCUGGACCACGAGUACACUACCAAGGAAGUCUUCCGCAACAACUUUUUUAAGGACUGGAAGAAGGAAAUGACACCAGAAGAGAAAUCCAAGAUAACAAACUUAAGCAAAUGUGAUUUUACUGAAAUGAGCGAAUACUUCAAGGCUCAGACAGAGGCCCGAAAACAAAUGUCAAAAGAGGAGAAGCAGAAAAUAAAAGAGGAGAAUGAGCGGAUCGUGCAGGAGUACGGCUUCUGUGUGAUGGACAACCACAAGGAGCGAAUUGCCAACUUCCGUAUUGAGCCACCAGGCCUGUUCCGUGGCCGAGGGGACCACCCCAAGAUGGGCAUGCUGAAGCGACGCAUCCGGCCAGAGGACGUCAUCAUCAACUGCAGCAAGGAUUCCAAGCACCCUAAACCUCCUCCAGGCACCAAGUGGAAGGAAGUGCGACAUGACAACAAAGUGACAUGGCUUGUAUCCUGGACAGAAAACAUUCAGGGCUCCAUCAAGUACAUCAUGCUGAACCCCAGCUCCAGGAUCAAGGGAGAAAAGGACUGGCAGAAGUAUGAGACAGCUAGGAGGCUAAAGAAGUGUGUGGACCAGAUCCGAGCACAGUACCGUGAUGAUUGGAAGUCGAAAGAGAUGCGAAUCCGACAGAGAGCCGUAGCACUUUACUUCAUCGACAAGCUGGCCCUGAGGGCAGGGAAUGAGAAGGAGGAGGGAGAAACGGCAGACACUGUGGGCUGCUGCUCACUGCGGGUGGAGCACAUUAAGCUCUACCCCGAGCUGAAUGGCCAAGAGUUUGUGGUGGAGUUUGACUUCCUUGGAAAAGACUCCAUCCGCUACUACAACACCAUUCCUGUGGAGAAGAGGGUUUUUAAGAAUUUACAGUUAUUCCUGGAAAACAAGCAGCCUGAGGAUGACCUUUUUGACCGCCUCAAUACCUCUAUUCUUAACAAGCACCUUCAGGAACUCAUGGACGGACUGACAGCUAAAGUGUUCCGAACCUACAAUGCCUCCAUCACCCUGCAGCAGCAGCUGAAGGAGCUGACCUGCCCUGAAGACAACACACCUGCAAAGAUCUUGUCCUACAACCGGGCCAACCGUGCUGUGGCCAUCCUGUGUAACCACCAGCGAGCCCCCCCUAAGACCUUUGAGAAAUCCAUGCAAAACCUGCAGAGCAAGAUAGAUGCAAAGAAAGAUCAGCUAGCUGAUGCCAGAAGAGAACUAAAAAGUGCCAAGGCUGAUGCCAAAGUACGGAAAGAUGAGAAGACCAAAAAAGCUGUGGAGACCAAGAAAAAGGCUGUGCAGAGAAUAGAGGAGCAGUUAAUGAAGCUUGAAGUACAGGCAACCGACCGUGAGGAGAAUAAGCAAAUUGCUUUGGGCACCUCUAAACUCAAUUAUCUGGACCCCCGGAUUACAGUAGCCUGGUGCAAGAAGUGGAAUGUGACCAUUGAGAAAAUCUACAAUAAAACCCAGCGAGAGAAGUUUGCCUGGGCCAUUGACAUGGCAGACAAAGACUUUGAGUUUUAAUCCUAUUUGCUGUUUUAACUGUAUAUUUUUUAUUUAACUUUAAAUAUUUUAGCAUUACUGAUUCCAACAUGUCGUCAGCCUGGCCAGGUAUGAAGUGGAGUAGUGAGGAAACAAAGGAGGGAUAGGCAAGGGUGGAAUAGAAUAUUCAAAGUUAAAAUCUGUGUGUGUGUUUGUGUGUAUGUGUGUUUCUAGAUGGUCAAGGGGAAAUGAAGAGGUUUUAAAUGAGAAGGGUUUUAACGUUUUUUAGUAAUCUCGGGUUGGGGACUGAAAAAAGUGAGGGUCCCAAACCAUAUCCAACAGUUUGCUACAGGAACUGGGUUCCAUUAAAAUAUCUCACCUUAACUGGUUUGAUCAUCAGUGGAAGGGACACAAUGAACUUUAUGGUUCAUCUCUGCUGUAUUCAGCAAAAGUUCCCCCCCCCCCCCCCUUUUUGGUCUGUAUUUUUAGCCCUCUGAUUUGUUAAGAAAUUGUAUAUUUUAAUAGAAAAGCAAAGUUCCUUAAAAUACAACUGCGCCUUGUGAGACAAUGAAAUGAUAGACCAACUGAGAUUGAACUGACUGCAAAAGCUGUGUGUUUGGCUGGGUGUGGCUGAAAUGUUAAGUGUUCAUCUGGGUCAAACUCAACUGUGGCAUCCUGUUCAUGACAUUGAAUGGGGAUGUCAGAAUCAUUGUGGUGAAAAUAUUUCAACUAUGUUCUUGUAACUAGCAGACAGAAUGUGAAUUAUCUUUCCUGUUUUACAGUUUUUAAUCAGGGAUUUUUUUCUUCAGUGUGUAUGUGAACCAAUAUUUCCAUUUUAAGUGCAUCUUCAAAACCGUAUGAUUUUUUUCUGCAUAAUUAUGAGUGUAACCUCGUUUAAACCUCAUUUCACUUCUGUUUUUUUUUUUUUAAAAAAAAAAAUCCUGUGUCUGUUACUUGAAGAAAUUGAUAUAUUUUAACGUACCAAUGUGGGUUUGUCAUGAUUUUUUUUUUUUUUCUUCUUCCAAGUGGUUGAUAAAAAUGUGAGGGAUAUGUUCUUUGCCAAAAAAUGAAAACAUUAAAUUGCAGAUAAAAUACAUUUUAGAGUAUUUUUUGUAAUUGUGUAAAGACUGAGAUAAGGAAUAAAAGAUUGUAACAUGAAUUCA
Molecule: messenger RNA, 3511 nt
Organism: Scleropages formosus (Asian bonytongue)
Lineage: Eukaryota; Metazoa; Chordata; Actinopteri; Osteoglossiformes; Osteoglossidae
Gene: top1b
Product: DNA topoisomerase Ib
Exons: 21
Coding region: 114-2390 (758 amino acids)
Biological process (GO): DNA topological change; chromosome segregation; DNA replication
Cellular component (GO): nucleolus; chromosome
Molecular function (GO): DNA topoisomerase type I (single strand cut, ATP-independent) activity; DNA binding
Source: RefSeq, a predicted model, not a curated record